AUGUGUGUGGGUUUAAACAUUCAGCAGUCAAGGAAAGGGCGGUAUCGAUGUGACAAUUGCAAGAAAGAAUUUGCUUCCAAUUACAAUUUAAAAUGUCAUCAAAGGAUUCACACUGGGGAAGGGCUCUUGUCUUGCGAAUUCUGUACUCGUCAGUUCACGUAUUCCAACAGACUACGGGACCACAUCAAGACUCACACCGGAGAAAAACCCUUUACAUGUGAUCAUUGCAAAAACAGUUUUACACGAAAAGAUCAUCUCAUUCGACAUCUGCGAGUUCACACAGGGGAGAAACCCUUUACCUGUGAUCAUUGCAAACGAAGUUUUGCAAUGAAAAAAACUCUGAUUGACCAUGUUCGAACUCACACAGGGGAGAAACCCUUUACCUGUGAUCAUUGCAAACGAAGUUUUACACAGAAAGGAACUCUGAUUGAACAUCUGCAAACUCACACAGGGGAGAAACCCUUUACCUGUGAUCAUUGCAAACGAAGUUUUACACAGAAAGCUAAUCUGAUAGAUCAUGUUCGGCGUCACAUCGGAGAAAAGCCAUUUUCGUGUAACUAUUGCUCAGUAAAAUUCUAUUCUAAGUCGGAAUUGAAUCGUCAUGUUGUUAGACAUCAUGGGAAUGAGAAUCUUAAAUUUAAAUUUAGAUAUUUGAUUGAGAAUAAAUUGAAGAAAGUUUUGGUCUUUAAACAUUGGUUUUACUCUUUUUAUAUAUUGUAUUUUACAGGUUUAAACAUUGAGAAGGGAAAGAAUGGGAAGUAUGAUUGUGACAGUUACAAGAAAGAAUUCGCUUCGAAGUCCAAUUUAAAACGUCAUCAAAGGAUUCACACUGGAGAACGGCUCUUCUGCAAAUUCUGUAAUCGUCAGUUCCUCCAUUAUAACAGUUUAUGGUACCACGUCAAGACUCACACAGGGGAGAAACCCUUUACCUGUGAUCAUUGCAAACGAAGUUUUGUACAUAAAGGAACUCUGAAUCAACAUCUUCGAACUCACACAGGGGAGAAACCCUUUACCUGUGAUCAUUGCAAACGGAGUUUUACACAGAAAGGAAAUCUGAUUGAACAUCUGCGUGUUCAUACAGGGGAAAAGCCAUUUUCCUGUACUUAUUGCUUACAAAAGUUCCGUUUUAAAAGUAAUUUAAAUCGUCAUAUUAAUAAAUAUCAUAAUGUUUGUGUGUCAGUCAAAAUGAAUGCUGAAUAUGCCAAUGAAAAUAAGAAUAGUUCUCAAUUAUUUCAAAUAUCAUCAGGUUUAAACAAUCAGAACUCAAAGAAUGGGCUUUUCUCUUGUCAAUUGUGUAAUCGUAACUUCAACCAUCACAGUAGUCUACGUUACCACCUCAAGACUCAUAUCAGAAAGAAACCUUUUGCCUGUUAUCAUUGCAAACGAUGUUUUUCAGAAAAAAAAAAUCUGAUUCAACAUAACCGAACUCACACAGGGGAAAAGCCUUUCCGUUGUGAACUUUGCAAACGAAGUUUUACACAAAAAUGUCAUCUAAUAAAUCAUAUUCGUCGUGAGAGAGGCCAUUUGCGUGUAAUUAUUGCUUAAAAAAGUUCCAUUCUCAAUCUCAUUUAAACUAUCAUAUUAUUAAACAGCAUACUAUUAAUGUUGAAUAAUGAUAUUCUUAUGGAGUAAUAUUUGAAAAACAAAAAUUAAUAAAAAUGAUUGACUGAUUGCAUUUCUUUGAAAAAUAUUUAAUACUCGUUUAGAUUUUAUUCAUUCUGAAAACAACAAAUAUAUGUUUUAUUUCUUGAUUGUAUAACUUAUUACAUUUUACAUAAAACAAUUGAUUUUAUGGACGAAAAUAAAGUGGUUUGUAGAAUUUGGAAUAAAUAAAAGUUUAGGAUGUAUUUUUA
This is a messenger RNA of Centruroides sculpturatus (bark scorpion), 1853 nucleotides long. RefSeq names its product gastrula zinc finger protein XlCGF57.1-like. The record is from RefSeq and is a predicted model, not a curated record. NCBI's taxonomy places the organism in Eukaryota, Metazoa, Arthropoda, Arachnida, Scorpiones, Buthidae. Gene Ontology annotation, molecular function: DNA-binding transcription activator activity, RNA polymerase II-specific; RNA polymerase II cis-regulatory region sequence-specific DNA binding. Bases 1 to 1545 code for a protein of 514 amino acids. The transcript has 6 exons. Gene Ontology annotation, biological process: regulation of transcription by RNA polymerase II. Gene Ontology annotation, cellular component: nucleus.